Messenger RNA from Portunus trituberculatus (swimming crab), 663 nucleotides. RefSeq names its product DNL-type zinc finger protein-like. Gene Ontology annotation, molecular function: zinc ion binding; protein-folding chaperone binding. The transcript has a single exon. Bases 1 to 615 code for a protein of 204 amino acids. Gene Ontology annotation, biological process: protein import into mitochondrial matrix; protein folding; protein stabilization. Lineage: Eukaryota; Metazoa; Arthropoda; Malacostraca; Decapoda; Portunidae. The record is from RefSeq and is a predicted model, not a curated record. Gene Ontology annotation, cellular component: mitochondrion.
AUGGCUCAUAUGGCAAGGACACUGGCCAGGACAGCACGACUCCUCCUUAUAAAUACACCACGUAUUAGAACAGUGCAGAAAGAACCACCACUUCAUAACAGGACUCACCUCUGUCUGAUUUCCCCCAACUCACUGGUCCGACCCUUUUGUAGCAGUGGCAGUGAGUCAAGUGACAGUUCACAGUCCCUAGGGAAGGUCAGUCCUCAGCUCAAGCUAGUUUACACCUGCAAGGUUUGCAGCACCAGGCAGACCAAGUACAUCUCCCAGCUGGCAUACAAGAAGGGUGUGGUGAUUGUGACCUGUGAGGGUUGUGCUAAAAACCACCUGGUAGCUGAUAACCUGGGAUGGUUUUCUGAUCUUGAUGGAAAAAAGAACAUAGAGGAGAUUUUGGCAGCAAGAGGAGAGGUGGUGAGGAGGGGCAUUGUGGCCUCGUAUGGUGUGACUGAGUCUGAGGGUGCAGCAGGUGGCAGUAAGGAAGACACCCUAGAAGAAAAGGAAGCCAAGGGUGCUCAGGCUGCUUGGAGUGCUGCUCAGGACACACUCAGACAGAUGGCUGAAGAUGUUGAGGUCCCGGGUGCAGACACAGAUAACACCCAAGUGCACCAGAAGAAAUAAUUAUGUACUACUUGUUAGGAGUGAGUUAAAGUAGAUAAUCUUUUCAAA